CCCGUACUCUUUGGUCCCACUUUGCCUUAGGGUGUACAAAACGGAGUGGGAUGGAUGGGCUCUGAAAUAGUCUGAUACGGUGUCCCUCCCUCCCCAAUGCGAAAAUUUUCGGACGAAAAGAUUGUUUAUUAAGUGAAUUUUGAGGAGAAAAGUGGCGAGGCAAAUGGGAAUUUUGGCGGGUAUAGGGGUGUUGCUUCCGUUCCCAUUCUACUAUUGGCUGUGGACAUAUCCUCAGACAUGGGUGGAUCUUUGUGGGAUUAAGCGAGACCCUUCGAACGUGAUGGCUCACGUGGCUCACGCCUUGAAGCUGCUUCAGUUUCUCUCUCUCUUCUCUGUCGCCUCCCUCUCUUGGCCUCCCCCUCUUUUCUUUUGGCCUCUCUUUGGAUUUGGCCAGUUCCUGAACUUCAGCAAAUUCGAUAUUGGUUGGUGCUUGGAAUGGUAUAUUUAUGUUCACGCAGAAGACAGAGGCAGCUCCCCUACAACAAUGCCGGAAAAUCACUUAUGCUUAGAAAGUAGCAACCCAAAUUUCAACUCCCCAGCAACAAUGCCAAAAAAUUUCUUAGUAUUCGAAAUGGUAUGUGUGUGUUGUUCCCAAGCAUCAGAUAAUGCAACCCAUGGUAUCAGAUAUUGCUCCAAGACAACUUUGAUGCAAAUUUCCUUGAUCUUACAAACUGUAUGCUCUGUUCAUGAGAUGAUAAUUAAGCUCUCCAAAAAUUGAAGAUGACAUUUGAAACAGAUUUUAUCAAGGAGAAUACCAUUUAUGAGUAAUAAUUAUUUUCUUUUUCAAUAAUUAUAAGUAAUAUAAUCAUUUUUUUUUUAACAAUAAAAUCCCAUACUCCUUUGUUCAUUCAUUAUGUAUUCUUUAAUAAUUUCAUUUUAAGCAUAUUUAUGCAUUUUUAGCCUAAUAUACAUUGUAGGUCCAUAUCCUAAUAAUUUAAGCUUUUAGGAAAGUUGGAAGCCCAACAUGACACUAGCUUUAUAGUUAACCAGGGGUCUCAAAUUCGAAUCUCUCCCAUUGUUUAUUCUCCAUUUGUUUGUGUGUAGGUUGUAACCCCAAAUUUGUCUCUCCACCUGCGGGUAUGAGGUUGCAUCAUCAUCCGCAAGUUCAAAGACAGAAUCAUUUGUAACUAAUGUAUCUCCACAUGAGGGUAUGGGACAACACUUAGGGCUAGGUGUUAGCCUAAUAUACUGCUUGCAAAUUUGGGUUGGUAAUUUGUCUCUCCAUGUGUGGAUAUGGGACACAUGAGGAAGGGUGUCAGCUUGGUAUACUGCUUGUAGAUUUGUGUCAUCAUCUUCAAGUGUAAAGACCGGACUGAUUUGUAGCUAAUUUGUCUCUCCACAUGCAAAGGAAGGGUGUUAACAUACAAUGCUUAUAGACUUGUGUCAUCUCCAAGCACAGACAGAAUUAAAAUAUUGGUAUGCUGAUAUUGUUCCCACAGUAAAACAAGUAUUUGGAGAAUUUCAAAUAACAAGGACCUAGCAAAUUGAGUUAAUAGGAAAGGAAGAUUAUUGAGAGUGUUGCAGUGAGCUUCUUAAGCUCAAAUAGGCACAAAGAAGCCUAAUUUGUACCUGAAAGAAGUGGAAUCCUUAUAUUUUGUAGUCUGUAUUGUAUGCUUGACAACUAAAGUUGAUUAAUAAUGCCCCUUUUUGCUGAGGCUUCAUUUAUUUCGAGUGUAAGUGCAGUCAAGAAAGAGAUUUUACAGCUGUUCAAUAAAAUGUAUAUCUCUAUGGUGUGAAUGGCGUUUAGUGGAGUGAGGAUACACAAUAAGUCUGAGUAAAUCCUGAAAUAGGAUCCACAUGAAAGAAAAUACCCAUUUCUUAUUUGGUAGAAAUCACUGACCUAUUUUCAAGUGCA
Molecule: messenger RNA, 1855 nt
Organism: Vitis vinifera (wine grape)
Lineage: Eukaryota; Viridiplantae; Streptophyta; Magnoliopsida; Vitales; Vitaceae
Product: phosphatidyl-N-methylethanolamine N-methyltransferase
Exons: 2
Coding region: 164-718 (184 amino acids)
Biological process (GO): phosphatidylcholine biosynthetic process
Molecular function (GO): S-adenosylmethionine-dependent methyltransferase activity
Source: RefSeq, a predicted model, not a curated record